GACGACGACUUCAACGGCAUUUGCUGCAACAUCUAGAGCAGCGUUUCUGCGAGACUCUUUGCAUCAAAAUGGCUCAGUCGUACUUCCCUGCUUCGGCCAGCGCCAGCGCGGGGUCGCCGCAGCCUCUGGUGGAGAGCUCACCGAAACAUCUGAACGAAGGAGUCCAGGAGGCGUAUCUCGAGCACAAGAAUAGCCCAUGCUCUGCGUCAAGAUUACUGAAUGCUUUGGAUAACACGAAGUCGAUCCUGGGAGAUCUCCGCCAGUUCAACAAGGACGACUGGGUCGUUCGCUACCCUCAGCUGCAGGAGCAGCCCGCCACGGCUGAGUCGUCCGCUACCACCAAGCGCAGGGGCAUGCGUCGUUCCCUCUCCUUCCCCGAUGAUCCGUCCUUUCAGGCCGAUGUCGUCGUUAGCCCUGCCAAGGCAGGCUUGACUCGCUCCGUAACUCUGGCCUCUAUCGCCGACAAGGAGGAAGAUCCUGCAGCCGAGUAUGAGGAGGACGGCGAUCGUCUUGUAUCAGCUGCCGAAGUGUCGGACUUCAACGUCUUCCGCCUUGACCUCAAGCUCGGCCCCCAUGGCUCGUCUUCCUCCCCUGCAGCACUCGUGGCGCAGCUUGAAAAGUCGUCCAUUGCCAAUCUCCUGGACGAUCGCGUAGUAAACGCUGUGAAUCACCUUAACAAGCUUCGCUCGCGCAUCGAAGACACGUCUUCGAAGGUCCUCGUCACGGGUGAUCUCAAUGCUGGCAAAUCUACCUUUGUCAACGCACUCCUCGGCCGGGAGAUCAUGCCUGUGGACCAGCAGCCGUGCACGACGGCGUUCUGCGAGGUUCAUGACGCGAGGGAGAACGACGGAAAGGAGGAGGUCCAUAUCCUGAAGGAGGGCGCAACGUACUCCGCCCAGGACGAAAGCACGUUUACUCGGGCGAGCCUUUCCGAUCUGGACGCGAUCGUAUCGGAGAACGAGAACGACUCACAGGUCCUCAAGAUCUACCUCGCCGACCCUCGUGAUCCGCAAGCGUCGCUCCUUAGCAACGGGGUCGUCGAUAUAUCUCUCAUCGACGCUCCGGGUCUCAACCGAGACAACACCCACACCACUCGCGUCUUUGCCCGACAGGAUGAGAUUGACAUCGUCGUCUUCGUCGUGUCUGCGGAGAAUCACUUCACGCUUUCGGCGAAGGAAUUUUUGACGAACGCCAGCAACGAGAAGGCCUACCUGUUCAUCGUCGUCAACAAGUACGAACAGAUUCGGGACAAGGCCAAGUGCAAACGCAUGGUCCUCGAACAGAUCAAGCAGCUCAGCCCACGGACGUACGAAGACGCGGAGGACCUUGUUCACUUCGUAGACUCACAGCACGCGCUUCAUGAGGGUACUUCCUCUUUCGGCAAGCUCGAGUCCGCCCUUCGCUCCUUCGUCCUCGUCAAGCGUGCGAAGUCCAAGCUGGCUCCUGCCUCGACAUAUCUCACCAAGCUCCUUGCUGAUGUCGAUCUUCUCGUCGGUACGAAUGCGAUUGUCGCGCAGAAGGAACUCGAGCGUGCACGUGACGACCUUAACCGUGUCCGUCCUGUGCUUGAGAAAAUGAAGGGCAGCCGAGAGACCCUUGAGGAGAGCCUGGAGUCCAUUGAGGAGGAUGGCGCGUCGCAUUCGCGUUCGCGCACGAAGGAGCUCCUGACUGAUGCUGUUGAGCGCAUUGGUCAGGGCAAGCUUGGCGUGGAUGCUCCUUCCGUACACCUGCCGUCAUACCCUGGUCUCCUUGGCAUCUGGGACUACGCGCGCGAAGUUCGCCGCACACUCCUUGCUUCCCUGGACGCAGCCGUCAAGCUCGCAGAGGAGGAGGCGCGGAUCGUGACUAUCGAGGCUGUCGACAAGAUCGCGCAGCUCGGCGAUAAGCACCUUCCGGAAGGUGUUGAGCGGUCGAAGCGCGUUUUCAUGCCUGAGGCGAUGUUCUCCUUCCGCGCCGACAAGAAGGGCAAUCGCAAGUCACGCCAGGCUUCUCGCACCGUCGUUGCCGGAGGCAUGUACGGCCUCGGUAUUGGUCUUGCUCAGCGUCCUGACAUGCUGGAGACCACGUUCUUCGAUCUGUUCGACGUUCAGCAUCAGUUCUGGAUUCACUUUGGCGAGGGCAAGGAUCAGCAGACCGAGGAAGUCACCGUCAGCACUCUUGGCUACGCGUCCGUUGGCCUAGGUGCACUCACGAUGGUCGGCGGCAAGGCGAUUGGCGCGCGCAGCCUUGUCGAAGGUAUCGUGCGCGUCUGCGACAUCUUCGAGAACGAGACGGCGCGCAAGUGGGCGGCCCCUGUCCUUGGUGCCGUCACCAUCGGCCUUGUCACCUACUUCGUCCUCGAGCUUCCGAGCACCAUUCCGAAGACGGUUGGGCGCAGGAUCAAGGCGUCCCUUGCGAAGGAGAGCGAGGAGAAGGGCGAAGAGAGCUCGUUCAUCGGCGCGAACGCUACCCGGGUGAGCCGGGAGGUCCGCAAGGUGCUCAGGCUCGCGGGGUGGGACGUCAGGGAGCGGUUCCGGGCGGCGAUGGAGGAGCAUGGGCGGGAGGUCCACGGCGCGGAGGAGAUGGAGCGGACGGCGAUGAAAGCUCUCGAUCGCUUCUGCGAGAUCGAGAAGCGUACGGGCGAAGUGCGGGAGUCGGUCGUGCUCUAUAUUACGAAUCCUCAUGUAUUGCUAUACGAUUCGGAGUUAACAAUGCAGUCGGGAAUCAUCGCCCGCAUCAAGCACAGAGCAUUGGAGUCCGCUAUGGACGAACAUAUGUCCAACGUAAUCAGCCAGCUGCAGCAGCUGGUUGCCAGCAUCAACGACGUGCAUACCCAGCAAAUCGGAAGGCUAGCGAGUGGCUCAGACGCGGAGACUCUGCAAAAGUGGCGGUCAUUUGAUACCGCAUUGCUCGAAUCCUCCCGUCAAAUUCGUUACCACCUCAAUGGGGAGGCUCCUAUCAACUCCCUACCACGCGAGAUUCUCUCGGAGAUCUUUGCGCUAGCUUCUUGCGAUGGUUUCGACACGAGAAACCUAGCCUCCGAAGACUUCUCAGAGACCUCUAUUAUGCUUCCCAAGAACCUCAGGCGAAUCACCACCGUGUGUCGCGCGUGGCGAGAUGUGGCCUUGUCCGCUGCAUUCCUGUGGUCACACUUCGUGGUCGAUACAGAUUGGGAUGAGAGGGCUUACACACAACAGCUGAGAUUGUCACAAAACGCACCCACCAAGCUUUACAUCCAGAAGGACAGCCGGCAGCGGGCCGCAGCUCGUUUGCUGAAAGACCUUGGUUCUCGGCUCCGAGAGCUUUACAUCUUCGACUACAGCAUGGAAUGGGAACACAUUCUCCCGGUACUACCAGUGACCACGAGUCUGUUGACGCAAGUCUCGAUAGAGAUCGCACCCCGUUCGCGUUUUGAGCCAAGAGGACCCUUGGAGAACGAAUUCUUGUCUGGGGUUCUGGGCAACUUGCGUCGCUUCAAUCUCUCCGGCGCACCGUUCCUCCCAACUGGACAAUUCCCCAACCUCACCUACCUCCAUGCAGGCGGAGGGGGUCCUCAUCAACUCUCUAGCCUUCUAUCAUUUCUUUCUGCCGCACCUAAACUCGAAAUCAUCCUGCUCUCCUUGCGUCUCGAACAAGAUCUGCCACAAUGCCACCACAGAACCGUUCACCUUCCACAUCUCCGGCGAUGCGCUUUGAACAUGGGGGAUAUUCACGGGGACAUACUGCCUCGGAUCACAUUCCCGCCUAUGUGCCUCGUCUUGUUUGGGACUCUCACGGACGCACUUGACGAAGUACUGUCAGCCGAGGACAUGGACGCGCAUAUACGCACCAUAGUGGGCCUGUUACCCACCCACCCCUUCGCGCAGCACCUCACGCGCCUCCGCAUCAUCCCUGGCAACAGGGGGUGGGACAGUGUCGCAGACACCGACAACACCUACCACGUCCAGCUCUCUGACGAACAGGGAGCGAGCGGGGUGCACUUCGAGGUCUCGCGCAUCUUCCAAUCCUCCGACCUGCGCGACCCCGAAGACAUAGACUACUUCGCAGAGGACCUCGCAGACGUCUUCUGGUGUCCAGGCGGUGUCUUCCUGGCGGCCGACGUCAAGGAGCUUUGGCUGCACAAGUGGACAGAGUUCCUCUCUCCCACGCUGCUCGCGUGCUUCCCCUCCCUCGAGACGGUCGGACUGGUCCUCUCGCGGAAGCGGAGAUACGACGAACCGAUUCCCCCCGCGCUCGGACGGGGUUACGACGGAUAUAUCCACUGCCCCACCCUGACGACCGUCUGCCUCUACACGUGCGACGCCGACGCUGUUGACGACAUGCGAGAUAUCUUGCAGCAGCGCAAGCGCGGCGGCCAUCGGGUCAUGAGACUCGCGAUCGAGUGCAAAGACGCCAAGGCGCACCGUCGCGCGCUGAAGCUGGACAAGUACGUCCACGAAUUGUUCGUCACGAUGGCCAAGAAGGAUGUCAAAUGGUGGGAGGAUUGUACAGACCCGUGGGAGGGUCAGCUUCGCGAGUGGCCUGAUUGGCCUGAAUGGUUCGAAUGGCGUCGACAGGACAGGGCCUUCGCGAAUGAUUUGAGCGAGGAAUCGGAUUCAGAGAACGGUUGGUAG
Dichomitus squalens LYAD-421 SS1 is the source of this 4592-nucleotide messenger RNA. RefSeq lists its product as uncharacterized. Gene Ontology annotation, biological process: mitochondrial fusion. Gene Ontology annotation, cellular component: mitochondrial outer membrane. Gene Ontology annotation, molecular function: GTPase activity; GTP binding; protein binding. The transcript has 7 exons. Lineage: Eukaryota; Fungi; Basidiomycota; Agaricomycetes; Polyporales; Polyporaceae. The record is from RefSeq and is a predicted model, not a curated record. Bases 69 to 4592 code for a protein of 1507 amino acids.